GGCGCUGUGUGAUUUCACGCGGGUUCCCCGCUGACAGGGCCGUUGUGUGAGGAGGGGGAGGAAUGAUGGCGUCGCCGGCUCCCUCCACGGAUAGCAUGGAGGUGCUGCAGGGAGACGGGGCUCCCGACAACGAGGCUGAGAGCAUGGCAAACGUUUCCGGUGAUGAGAUGAAGAUGUCUGAGAAAAUGUCUUGUGCUGUGCCGCGUCCCCGCUUUGACGUCUCGCUCUUCCACUUAACACGAAAAUUUAUGGACAUCAUUAAAUCUGCCCCAGAGGGCGUCAUGGACCUAAAUGACGUCGCCAAGCAGCUGGGGGUGAGAAAGAGAAGAGUGUACGACAUCACCAACGUUUUAGAUGGGAUCCAACUCAUCCAGAAGAGAUCCAAGAACCUCGUCCAGUGGGUGGGGACAGACCUGAAUCUGUCGGGCACAGAGAUCUCGCAACAACAGCGGAUACGCAGUGAUAUCAGCGAUCUGUCAGCGAUGGAGGAAGCACUGGAUGAACUAAUCCUGGAUUGUGCUCACCAGUUAUUCCGACUCGCAGAUGAUGGGGUGAACAAGAAAUAUCCUUUUUAUUUUUAUGUGCUGUAUACACAGUUACUCAUUUCCAUCUCCUUAACCUGGAGAACAUUUGCAUAUGUAACGUAUCAAGAUCUCCACAGUAUGGAAGAUUACCACGAGCAGAUAGUUAUGGCUGUGAAAGCUCCUGAAGAAACCAGGCUGGAGGUGCCGGCUCCAAAUGAGAACUGCAUUGAAAUCCAUAUCAAGAGUACAAAAGGGCCGAUUGAUGUCUUCCUAUGUGAAUUAGAGCAUGAAAAUGUGGACAAGAACUCUUUUGAGAAUUUGACAAAAGCCGUUAAGAUGGAGCCUGAACCAGUUCCUAUAGAUGGAGUACUGAAGACAUUGAAGGCCAAAGUGGCAAAAAUGCAGAAGGAGCACCGCCAGGAUAUGCGGGCUAUUCAGGAGCGCAUGAAGGCCAUGGAGGAGAGGCAACACCAGGCCUUGAAGGGGGUGCAGGAGAUGAUCCUGCUAUUGGAAAAACUGAUAUAUGACGGCAUCUGAUGCGACUGUUUACCAGUGCACGUUACACAGACUUUUUGGAAGAGAUUCUUGGAUUCGCUGGCCAGUUAUCUGCACAGCCCAAACCAUCCGGGUUUUGGUUUUUAUGGCUGCAGGAAGAGCCAGGAAAUGACUUUUAUUUUCUGUUUCAUCAAAGAAGAUCUAACCCUUUUUCUUGCAGGAAAUCAAGACCUAUGCGGUAUGUGACUGGAACGCCACAUCUUCAGGGCGCUAUACUGGCUGCGGGACGUCCUCGUUCUUUACUCUCAGACAUAAAACUGUUUUGUGGAAUUUUUUUUAUUUAUUUUUUCCUCUCUCCAGACAUUGCGGCUGAUAAGAGCUUCAUAGUCGGGAAUCACUUGUGCUGACACAAGGGUCAGACAUACCUGCUGCAAGAUCAUAUGACAAGAGGUCUCCUGUCUCCACAACCAUGAAAAAUGGACGUUCUGCAAAGAAAUUAUACAUAUUAAGAUGUCAGGAUAAUUGCACUGGACAGAUGGGGUUAAUUAUAUGUUACAUAUACCACAGCGAUUAAUCACUUGGGCUUUUAUAUAUUUAUCCAUCUGUCAUUUUCUUUAUAUCUAUAAUAAACUGCUUUAUAUAUCUGUA
Messenger RNA from Bufo gargarizans (Asiatic toad), 1667 nucleotides. RefSeq names its product E2F transcription factor 6 (gene E2F6). Gene Ontology annotation, biological process: regulation of transcription by RNA polymerase II. Gene Ontology annotation, molecular function: RNA polymerase II cis-regulatory region sequence-specific DNA binding; protein dimerization activity; DNA-binding transcription factor activity, RNA polymerase II-specific. NCBI's taxonomy places the organism in Eukaryota, Metazoa, Chordata, Amphibia, Anura, Bufonidae. Bases 63 to 1061 code for a protein of 332 amino acids. The record is from RefSeq and is a predicted model, not a curated record. Gene Ontology annotation, cellular component: RNA polymerase II transcription regulator complex. The transcript is spliced from 8 exons.